This is a messenger RNA of Anneissia japonica, 791 nucleotides long. RefSeq lists its product as uncharacterized. The record is from RefSeq and is a predicted model, not a curated record. Lineage: Eukaryota; Metazoa; Echinodermata; Crinoidea; Comatulida; Comatulidae. The transcript has 4 exons. Bases 111 to 791 code for a protein of 226 amino acids.
GUACAACAGGAAGGUGAUGUCAGUAAAGCAUAGCUAAAAUUGUUGGAAGAGAUUUCAGGCAGUUGUUGGUGGAUUUUUCAGGCUGGUAUGAUAACCGGGGUCACAUUGAUAUGCUGAAAGUUGUAUUCAGAGAUUAUGUGGAUACUCAUAAACUGGAUGAGGCGUCUAAAACGAUGGACAUACUAAACGAACUAGUAGGAUCUGGGUAUCUGAGUUCAACAAAGCGUACUCUUCUCCGUGCUACAAUAGAGGCAACUGAACAAAAAGGGCUGUUAGACAAAAUUGGGCCUGCACUGCAAUCAUGCACAAGAGAAAAUUUAACAUUUGGAUUUAGUAAAUACAGGUUGCAACUGAUCAAGCUUGGAUUGAUAUUGAAAAAGAAAGAAAUAAAAAAGAUAAGGGAACUAUACGAAGAAACGCACUUACAGCAAUACAAAGACGGUUGGAAGUUAAUUUUGGAUCUCGAACACAGUACGAUAUUACAAAACGAUAACAAGACCAUGAAAAAAUUCAAAGAGAAAUUACAGAGAAAUGAAGUACACAGAGCACUGAAAGCUCUAGAACAAGCUUACGUAAUUUCUGGUGAAGACUUCAGGCAGUUGUUGGUGGAUUUUUCAGGCUGGUAUGAUGACCGGGGUCACAUUAAUAUGCUGAAAGUUGUUUUCAGAGAUCAUGUGAAAAAUUCUUUUAAACUGGAUGAGGCUUAUCAGACGAUGGACAUACUAAACGAAUUAAUAGCAGCUGGGCAUCUGAGUUCAAAAGAGCCCACUCUUCUUUUGAAUACAGGUUAA